UAGUUCUGAUCUUGCCUCCCACUUGAGAGUGUGUGAUUUUGUGUUGUGAACCCUGAGAGCACCCUGAGAGGGUUUGAGUUGAACUGAGCACUCUGGGACAGUGUCCAGAGUCUAGAGAAGUGUGUCCGGGUCUAAGAGAGACCGCUCGGACGUAUCAAAAGUGGCGACGAGGGCCGAAAACUGAGUCGGCGAGAACCACGUGUGGACGGUGAGGCUGACGCAAGAGGGUCAGCGUGAGGCAAGAAAUCCGGAAAAAUCAAGAGCAUCCGGACAGUGGUCGCAAAUUGGAUGUUUCAAGAGUGAGUGAAAAGUGUUCAAAAUGUCCAAGAAAGUCAUUGAACCGUAUCAAGUUGGUGGAGUAUUGACUUAUACGCAAUAUUUGACUAGGUGGGACAUCCAUUUUGCGGUUAAGGACUUGACUGGAGACGAUACUGACGCGAAGAAGAGGAACAUGUUUUUGGACAAUCAGGAUCCGGAAUCUUUUGCAGUGGCAGAGAAAGUGUGUCCAGAGGGAGUGAUGAAGGUGAAGUACACAGAGUUGACUAAGAGACUGAGUGAGUACUACCAAGGACAAGAACCUAAGAAAAUUGUCUACAAGCAUGAAUUCAAUACAAGAGUGCAGAGACAGGACGAGGCAGCGGCUGUCUACAUUGCAGAGUUGACCAGUUUGGCUACCAAAAGUGGUUAUAAGGACAAAGAUGAGGUGUUGGUAGCAAGACUCAUCUCUGGUCUGAGAGACAACAAGUUGAGGGAGAAGCUGUUGACAGAAGAUGACAAAACAUUGACUCUGCAGUUUGUCAAGAACAAGAUCAUGGCUCAUGAAGCAGCAGAGAAGAGCGCACAGUCCCUGGAGUCGAGAGCGGCUGUGGAUAUGCACCGAAUUGGGCCGCCUAGAAGGCAGUUCAAUGUGAAGAAGCCUGACAGCAGAGGAAGUCAGCAGCAAGGCCAGCUGGCUGGGAAAAGCUGGCAGUGUUAUGCUUGUGGACAAAGUGGACAUUUCAAGAAAGAUUGCAAGUUCAAAAAUUCAAAGUGUUUGAAAUGCAAGAAGGAAGGGCAUAUUGCCAAAGUGUGCAACCUCAAUGGACACAGAGCUUACCAAAUGGAUGGCCAAGACCUGGACGAGGAGGAAGAAGAGGGUGGACAAGAGGAGAAGGAGCAGUAUUUGGCUGUGACCAACUACCUUCUUCAAGUGGAGUCGUCCUCGCCAGCAAUCUCGGCGACUGAGAAGGUGAUGUUGGACGUGCCUGUCCAAGGCAAAUUGCUGAAGAUGGAGGUGGACACAGGCGCCACAUUCAGUUUGAUUGGACAUUCGACGUACUGUGAGUUUUUCAGACAGACACUCCUGCUCCCAAGCCGUGUCAGAAUGAAAGCUUGGGGUCAGGACGGAGAAAUUGCUGCCCUUGGCCGAGUUUAA
This is a messenger RNA of Neocloeon triangulifer, 1414 nucleotides long. RefSeq lists its product as uncharacterized. NCBI's taxonomy places the organism in Eukaryota, Metazoa, Arthropoda, Insecta, Ephemeroptera, Baetidae. Gene Ontology annotation, molecular function: zinc ion binding; nucleic acid binding. The coding region runs from base 320 to 1414 and encodes 364 amino acids. The record is from RefSeq and is a predicted model, not a curated record. The transcript has a single exon.